GUUAGAACCAACGGAAGUACGUUAAAACAAAGCCCGGACGGAACAUGAAAAUCCAAAACCGAAUUUCAUAACUGCCUUACGUCCGGCCAAUAUGGCUCGUCGCAGAGCUUAAAACAAUGUCACCGGUGGCGCCAGUACUCGGAGUGGCACUAGUGUCAGCAAAAGCACCUGAAACCCUAAUUCGGUGAACGAUUCUCUUCUUCACUCGUGUCGUUGACUCAGUGCAAGAAUUUAUUUAAUUGAUUGGGGGUGUAUAUGCGCAAAGAAAUGGAUUUGGUAUCAGACUGCAAGGGAAAAUUGGGAUCUUUUCGACUUAAGGAGCUUAAGGAUGUUCUCUCCCAGCUUGGUCUUUCAAAGCAAGGGAAGAAGCAGGCUCUUGUGAACAGAAUCUUAUCGUUACUUUCAGAUGAAGAAGUUUCCACUACAAAUGGUUCAGCAAAGAAAAACCUUAUUGGGAAGAAUGGAGUAGCAAAAAUAAUUGAUGAUGCUUACAGGAAAAUACGGAAUAUGGAGUUAGCUGAUUUGGCAGCCAAGGGACAGAGUGGUUUGGAUAUCAGCAGUCAUAAGCCUGAAGAAGAGUUUGAAAAAUCUAUCAAUUUGGAUGUGAAGAUUUGCUGCCCUUGUGGAAGUUCAUUGCCCACUGAGUCCAUGAUUCAGUGUGUGGAUCCAGGAUGUCAUGUGCAGCAACAUAUUGGCUGUGUUAUUAUUCCAGAUAAGACCAUGGAGGGCAUUCCACCAGUUCCCCCUUUAUUCUAUUGUGAAAUAUGCCGAAUUAAACGGGCUGAUCCUUUCUGGGUGACUGUCAGAAAUUUACUAUCUCCUGUGAAGUUGGUUGCUUCGAGUAUUCCAACUGAUGGUACGAAUCCAAUACAGAACGUGGAGAAAACAUUUGAACUUACAAGAGAUGAUAGAGAUUUGCUACAGAAUACUGAAUAUGACAUUCAGGCUUGGUGCAUACUUCUCAAUGAUAGUGUUUCAUUUAGGAUGCAGUGGCCACUGUAUGCGGAUUUACAGGUUAAUGGUUUGGCAGUUAGGGCAGUAAAUAGACCUGGAUCACAGUUGUUAGGUGCCAAUGGUCGUGAUGAUGGUGCAUUAAUCGCAUUAUACAUUGGGGACAGGAUUAAUAAGAUUUCCUUAUCAGGAUGUGAUGCUCGUGUUUUCUGCUUUGGUAUCAGACUUGUAAAGCAGCGUACUGUUCAACAGGUUCUCGACUUGAUUCCCAGAGAAGCAGAUGGCGAGCAUUUUGAGGAUGGACUUGCACGUGUUUGCCGUUGCAUCCAUGGUGGGGUUGCCGCAGAAAAUGAAGACACUGAUAGUGAUGUAGAAGUCAUCGCUGAUUCAAUUACGGUUAAUCUCCGCUGCCCUAUGAGUGGCUCUAGAAUGAAGGUGGCUGGUAGAUUCAAACCUUGUGCUCACAUGGGCUGUUUUGAUCUUGAUGUUUUUGUAGAGCUAAAUCAACGCUCUAGGAAGUGGCAAUGUCCCAUUUGCCUCAAGAACUACUCCUUGGAGGACAUCAUCAUUGACCCUUAUUUCAAUCGCAUUGUGACUAUGAUGAGGCACUGUGGAGAAGACAUAACAGAGAUUAAUGUAAAGCCUGAUGGUUCUUGGAGUGCAAAAACCAGGGGUGAAUACAGCGAUCUUGAGAAGUGGCAUUUCCCUGAUGGUUCUUUGUACAUUGCUAAAGAUGAAGCUACAUCAAAUUUGGAAUCCUUAAGGCAGAUAAAGCUGGAAGAUAAUAUCGAGGAACAUGGUAAUCUAGAAGUCGGUAUAAAGAAGAAUCACUGUGGGGUUAGAUUUACGGAACGUCAGCAUGUAGUCCUUUCCUACAGGAAUCAAAUGGAGGAAAAUUAUGAGAAGAGUGGCCUAAAUGUCAUAACAAUGUCCAGCAGUGCCACUGGAAGUGGCAAAGAUGAUGAAAACCCAAGUAUUAAUCAGGACUGUGGUGGGCAUAUUGAUAUCUCUAUCAAUGAUGGGAAUGAGAUCAUUUCAAUUCCCCAUGAUUCUCCCCCAGCUUUUGGAAUUCUAAAUGGUAGUUCUGGACUAGGGGAGGAUGCAGACAUCAUAGUACUUAGUGAUUCAGAAGAAGAGAAUGACCAUGUGCAUUCUCUGUCUGCCCUUCCCAGAAUUCCAGACUCAUAUGUGGAAGAUCCAGCUCCUAAUGUGAGUGUGAGUUCUUGUUUGGGUCUUUUUAAUGGCAGUGGCAGUGGCAGUGGCAAUGGCAGUGAGAUUGAAUUGUCUUCCUGGCCAUAUUCAUUGGGUCCUCAAGCAGGUCCUGCUUUCCAACUAUUUGGGCCAGAUUCAGAUGUCUCAGAUGCAUUUAUUGAUUUGGAGCAUACUUCAGUUUCUUUUCUAGCACAGAUGAAUGAUAAAGUACAAGCUUCAACGUCAAUUGCAAAUUCUGGUGUACAGGUUUUAAGUUCUUCUGUUUGCCAUACCAAUAAUGGAAUAGAAUCAGCCUUGGUUGAUAAUCCCUUGGCAUUUGUUGGCGAGGAGCCCUCAAUGCAAAAUUUCCUUCCAACUCAGCCAGCUGAUAUGUUGGAUCAGUCUAUUAUGGAACACCAGCCUCCUGGCAGUUACGAGGAUUGGAUAUCUCUUAGGGUUGGAAGCAAAGGUGAAAGUGUUCACGGUGAUUUUGGGGCUCAUGUGGUGGCUGCAGCUCCAAAUGGGCUAGAUUUGAUAAACCCUAAUGGAUCAAACGAAGCUGCUACAGAUACAGAUAUGAAUGAUGAGGCUAGGUCUAACAGGAUGAAUAUUAGGAAAUUUUCAGGCGGCCCUUUCUCCUUUCCUCGCCAGCCACGGACUGUGAGGCAAAGGACUUCUUUCUCCAUUGAAUCAGACUGAGUAGAUAAACUGGACCUUGGUUGAAGUUACAUAGAAGCAGUCUCUGGCUAUCUUGUUCAUUUUCAGUUGAUUGGAUUGAUCUCUCAUCUGCAUCAUAGUAUUACUGGCAGUUCAGGAACCAGUUUAUCUAUAGGUACCAUACAUUCUUUUCUUUUUCUUUCUUGGUAUCAUUUGCAGGUUUGACUUUGGAUAUUGUGGUAGGCCUCAACUUGCAACUUUUAGUAGAGCCCAUAUUUGUUUGUCUCCUUUGACCUACUAGAGUAAGCAACCUGUAAAUGUUUUAGCAUGCCAAGAUUCAUCCAUAAAUAGGAAGCGUUACAUUACAAAGUUGAUAAUUAUGCCAUACUAGCUCUUUUCAAAGUGUAAAUUUUGACUACUAAGAAAGAACUAGUUAGUUGUUCAUGCUUUUUGUUGAGUAGAAAUUUAUUAUUGGAGCUGAGUGGUCCUUGAAGGCAUGUGAUUUGUAUAAGCAAUGCUAUGCGAUCUUGUAUGUUAUAUGAUGAACAUGGUUUCUUGCUCGAAA
Molecule: messenger RNA, 3364 nt
Organism: Alnus glutinosa
Lineage: Eukaryota; Viridiplantae; Streptophyta; Magnoliopsida; Fagales; Betulaceae
Product: E3 SUMO-protein ligase SIZ1-like
Exons: 18
Coding region: 256-2841 (861 amino acids)
Biological process (GO): protein sumoylation
Molecular function (GO): SUMO ligase activity; zinc ion binding
Source: RefSeq, a predicted model, not a curated record